CGAGGGGCCCUGAAGGCAGCACCGGCCCCAGCACUCGAGGAGGCUUGAUAAACGAAAGUUAACUUUUCCGACCCGGCAGUUUUUCCUUCGCUCAACAUAUCAGUCUCUGGCUCUCCCACUGAAACACUGCACAGAAAGCAGUCGGUACCUUUUCCAAACGGGAGUCAGCUUGCUCCACAGCCUGAAGUACCAUGGCAUAUCAUAGAGCCCCGGACUCCAAGAGGGAGAGGUUUCGGAGAUAUCUGGAGAAAGCCGGCGUUUAUGACAGUCUUCUUAGUGUUCUAGUGUCCCUGUAUGAGCAACCAGAAAAGCCUGACAGUCCUCUGGAAUAUGUGAAGCAGCACAUCGGCGCUGUUGGUCAGGCUUCGGCCGAGAGUGAGGCUCUGCAGCAGGAGGUGAUGGACCUGAGGCAGAGGUGUGCACGUCUGAUGGAGGAAAACAAAGACCUCAAAGAAAAGCUGCAGCGCUACGAACCUGUAACAGAAGAUGGAGGCAAAGCCAAGUGAACCCAGAGCGUGCCUGGCUUUAAAGAAACGGACUUUUUGUUUACAUUGUUACCACUUUUUGACUUUGAAGACACUUUAAGUGAAAACCAAGAUGUUUGUGUUGCCGAGCUGCUGUUUUGUAAAGUCAUUUAAGAAAAGAGAAACUAUUUUAUUCUGUACAUGAAUGUAUGUCAGUAUGUAUGAUUUUGUUCUGUGGAGGCUUUUAUAAGUUUUACAGCAGAAGGUGAUUUUGUACAUCUUAACAUGAGCCUUUUUUGAGGCCCCCUAUGUCUCAUUUUAUUUUUUUCCUGGCCUCUUUGUAAACUCUCAGUGCAGAGAUUCAGAGUAAAUUUGCAGAUGUGUGAAUCUCCAAAAACAUAAGUAGUUUCUAGAAGAAAGAAACGGGAAAGACUUGUUGUCUUUGUUUCAUCACUUGUUGAUCUAAUCUGCAACUAGCUGAAUCAAACAGACCUUUCAUAAGAAAUACAUAUACUGUAUGUUCAUGUAGAUAUACUGACAGUGCUGUAUAAUGAUAACACAAAUAGAGAGACAUUAGGAAUCAGACCACGUCCUGUUUUCAUCCAGAGUUCACCAUUUUAUUCACUUCAUUAGGAUCAAACAGUCAAAAAUAUCCAGCUUGACAUAAAAUUAAAAAAAAAAAAAACAGUGUUGUUGAUGACCAGGGCGACACUGCUGC
Salarias fasciatus (jewelled blenny) is the source of this 1182-nucleotide messenger RNA. Its product is annotated as c-Myc-binding protein-like. Gene Ontology annotation, biological process: regulation of DNA-templated transcription. The record is from RefSeq and is a predicted model, not a curated record. Gene Ontology annotation, cellular component: nucleus. The transcript is spliced from 5 exons. Bases 192 to 506 code for a protein of 104 amino acids. Lineage: Eukaryota; Metazoa; Chordata; Actinopteri; Blenniiformes; Blenniidae. Gene Ontology annotation, molecular function: transcription coactivator activity.